AUGGAGUCUUCAGCACCUGUCACGAUUAGUCUGCUUAGGUUUACGGCCCGCUUCUCCCUUGUCCAUUGGGAUGUGUCGGUAGCUAACAAGCCCGAGUACGACGAUUUGAAGGCUGUCGCUCGCCACUAUGCCAAUCUGUGCUCUAAUCUCAUCAAUGGGGGUGCUACCCAAGCCACCCUCGAUCUCUUGAGCAGCGAAGAGUCUUUGAGCCAAGAGGAGACCUUGGAGCCCAAAGCUGAUGCUGCAUCGUCCGACACCCAUGAUGCUCAUGAUCAUCGAUCCCUUCAAGACCAUGACCUCAAUGCCCCUGGUCGACGUGGCGACUCCCAUGCCAAGGGGCACCACUGUAAAACUCAGAGGCCAUCUGGAAACCCCCGCCCGUUGGUGUAUGCAUUCUCGAGAGUGAGGACUACAGACGAACCCCCUCGCACCAUGAAUGAUGGACACAAGACUGAAACUGUGGUUCUUGACCCAGCAUUUGAAGAGAUAACACCCCCCACUGAUGCUGUAACUAAGCGGCCUCGCUACGCGCUACGCGCAGUACGCAAAGACGGCAAUACGCACUGUCGUGCUAUAUGAUUUGGCAGAGACCACAACACAUGCCGAUAUCACCGAUGUGGUUCGAGGUAGCAUGCUGCUCGAAGCGCUCCUCAAAACUCAUGAUCGGUCGGCUCAGAUCUCCUUCUUACAUGCGGCAAGCGCCCAAGCCUUCUACAAUCAUGUCCGUCGAAAUGACCUGUACAUCCGACAAAAGAGGGUGAACAUUAAAUGGAGCGACCGACAAUGUGUUCUACCAGGCCACGUUAGCACAAAAUCGGCAGUGGAGCGACACGCAACUUGAUCGUGCGACGCUGUAGCCCCGAAGUCACAGCAGAGAGCAUACGUGAUGACCUGGAGCACAUACACAAUCUUGUCAUCAUCCGAAUCUCUUUUGAUGCCGGGAGCUAUUUCAUCCAGACCAAUUCAGUGUAUAAUGCCAUGUUCGCCCGCACCUGCAUGAUGAGUCGAUAGUGAGUUGUGCGGCAGCAGAACAAGGAACAUGGAAGCUCGUUCGCUCGAUGCUGAUUGUGUCGUAGCAAGUACAAGGGUUCGAAGGUUGAGUGGGAUGCCGACCGAUGUA
Messenger RNA from Verticillium alfalfae VaMs.102, 1120 nucleotides. RefSeq lists its product as hypothetical. Bases 1 to 579 code for a protein of 192 amino acids. The transcript has 6 exons. Lineage: Eukaryota; Fungi; Ascomycota; Sordariomycetes; Glomerellales; Plectosphaerellaceae. The record is from RefSeq and is a predicted model, not a curated record.